Metschnikowia bicuspidata var. bicuspidata NRRL YB-4993 is the source of this 2939-nucleotide messenger RNA. RefSeq names its product coatomer subunit beta (gene SEC26). The transcript has a single exon. Gene Ontology annotation, cellular component: cytoplasm; COPI vesicle coat. Gene Ontology annotation, biological process: intracellular protein transport; intra-Golgi vesicle-mediated transport; endoplasmic reticulum to Golgi vesicle-mediated transport. The coding region runs from base 27 to 2867 and encodes 946 amino acids. NCBI's taxonomy places the organism in Eukaryota, Fungi, Ascomycota, Pichiomycetes, Serinales, Metschnikowiaceae. The record is from RefSeq and is a predicted model, not a curated record. Gene Ontology annotation, molecular function: structural molecule activity.
GGAACACUCAUUCAUUGCUUGCCAAGAUGUCUAACUCGGGAUACACUUUGAUUUACGAACCCGACACGGCGGGGAAGAAGUCUGUCAAUGAGUUGAAGUCUCUAUUGGAGAAGUCAAAAGACGACAUCAAAAUCUCAGCCAUGAAGCAGAUCAUUGUCUCCGUUCUAAACGGAGACUCCAUGCCAGAGUUGUUGAUGCAUAUCAUCCGCUUUGUUAUGCCUUCUAAAAAUAAGGAAUUGAAAAAAUUGUUGUAUUUUUAUUGGGAGGUAUGCCCAAAGCAUGAUGAAGAAGGUAAAAUGAGACACGAGAUGAUUCUUGUUUGUAACGCAAUUCAGCACGAUUUGCAGCACCCGAACGAAUAUAUUCGGGGUAACACUUUGAGAUUUUUGUGCAAAUUGAAAGAACCCGAGCUUUUGGAGACAUUAGUGCCCAACGUGCGCCAGUGUUUGCUUCAUCGUCACGCAUAUGUGAGAAAAAAUGCAGUAUUUGCCCUUUAUUCGAUCUACAAGGUCUCAGAUCAUUUGAUUCCAGACGCCCCAGCUUUGAUUUCUGGGUUUUUAACCGAAGAAUUUGACUCUGUCUGCAAGAGAAACGCAUUUGUCUGUUUAGGUGAAUUAGACAGAAGUGCGGCUUUGCAAUUCAUGCAAGACGAUGUUUACUCCAUUGAGAAUUUAGACCCUAUUUUGCAGUUGGCAUUCGUGGAAUUUAUCAGAAAAGAUGCGAAUUCCUCGUCAAGCUCGAAACUGCAAUAUGCCAUCCUCAUUGGCGCUAUUCUUGAAACUUCGUCAGAUGUAGUUGUUUACGAGGCAGCGAUUACUUUGACUGUGUUGUCUACCUCAUCGCAGUCCAUAGUGUUGGCUGGCUCAAAGUUCGUUGAGUUAGCCACCAAAGAAACCGACAACAAUGUCAAAAUCAUAACGUUGGAGCGCAUCAACGAGUUAAACAAAAAACACCCUGGUCUUUUGCAUGGAUUGUCUUUGGACAUUUUAGGCGUUUUAUCCACUCAAGACAUCACCGUUCGCCGUAAAGCGCUUGAGGUCACUCUCCUGUUAAUCAGCAGCAGAAAUGUUGAGGAUGUUGUCAAAUUGUUGAAAAAUGAGUUGCACAGGUCAUCUUCAUCCACAGAUGACAAAAGCUCUGAAUACAGACAGCUAUUGGUCAACGCAAUUCAUCAACUUGCUAUUAACUUCGGUGAGGUAGCCACAAAUGUGAUUGAUUUAUUGUUGGAGUCAAUGGGUGAUCUUUCGACCAGUGCAGCAUCUGACGUGAUAACAUUCGUCAAGGAGGUGGUCGAAAAAUUCCCGAACUCAAAAGGUAUGAUCAUAAAAAAGUUGGUAACAAGUAUGACAGGUGUGAAAUCUGGAAAGGUUUACCGUGGUGCGCUUUGGAUUUUGGGUGAAUAUUCCGAAGAUGAACCAUCGAUAAAAGAAUCGUGGAAAUUUUUAAGAUCUAGUAUCGGUGAAGUACCUAUCUUUGCUGAUGAAGAAAAACAUGGCGAUGAUGUGAAAGAAUCAAGUGACCCUGCAGAACAUGCUUCUGCGGGAAAUACUAGGAAAGGGCCCAUCAUUUUACCGGAUGGGACUUAUGCAACAGAAAACGCUUUGACAACAGCACACGCAUCUUCUGACAAUGAAGAUGAGUUUCCUAUUAGAAAGCUUGUAUUGACUGGCGAUUUUUACUUGGCUUCAGUGCUUUCUUCGACAUUUGUGAAACUAGUCUUGAGGUUGGAGCGUCUUCAAACCACUGAAAAACACUUAAAUGCAUUGAAAGCAGAGGCCUUGUUGAUCAUGGUCUCUAUUUUGAGAUUCGGGGAGUCUGCGUUUACGCCUAAGAAAAUUGAUGAAGACUCUGCCGACCGGAUACUCGCUUGUGUCAAGUUUUUGACUGAUGCGGAGGACACCGACAUAAUUUCAAAAGGCUUUUUGGAUGACACCAAAGACGCAUUCAAAUCCCAAAUUAGAGGCGAACAAGAAAUUAAGUCUAAGGAACAAGCGAGGGACUUUCAUAGUAAAGCUGCCCGGGUCGACGACGCUAUCACCUUCAGACAGUUUGAAAAAUAUGAUGGCUCCAAGAUUGCUGAUGAUGAGGAAUCGUUGGCUCUUACUGGAGCUGUAAAAAGCGAGAAUUUGAUCUCCAAACUCAACAAGAUUUUGCAGUUAACUGGGUUUUCUGAUCCGAUAUAUGCCGAGGCUUUCGUAAAGGUACACCAAUUUGAUGUCACCUUGGAUGUGUUAUUGGUGAAUCAAACGACAACAACCAUGCGCAAUUUGUCUGUGGAGUUUGCUACUUUAGGUGAUCUUAAGGUGGUUGAUAAACCCUCGUCGGUGAACAUAGGGCCACAUGGCUUCCAUAAAGUUUCAGUGACCGUUAAAGUGACUUCUGCAGAUACUGGUGUUAUAUUCGGGAAUAUUGUUUACGACGGAAGACACUCUGAUGAAUCGACAAUUGUCAUACUCAAUGAUGUUCAUGUCGAUAUUAUGGAUUACAUCAAACCAGCCACAUGCUCCGAGAGUGUAUUUCGCAAAAUGUGGAAUGAGUUUGAAUGGGAAAACAAGAUAACGAUUAAAUCUCAGAUGAGCUCUCUUAAAGAUUAUUUGGAAGAAUUAAUAGCAGGUACAAAUAUGACCUGCCUAACGCCUGGUGCCAUCGCUGGUGAGGAGUGUCACUUUUUAGCUGCCAACUUAUAUUCUCGCUCAUCCUUUGGAGAAGAUGCUUUAGCAAAUUUGUGCAUUGAGAAACAAAUUGAUGGUCCUAUUAUUGGGCACGUCAGAAUCAGAUCUAAAGGUCAAGGAUUGGCUUUAUCAUUAGGCGAUCGUGUUGCGUCAAUAUCACGCAAAACAAAGGUUGACGAAGUAACCAGUGUUUAAAAAAAGAAUAGUAUUUAGGUCUUGUUAAUUUUGUAUGGACAUUAAUGUUUUCGAUGAAACAAUUUAGUAAAU